AUGAUUCAUACUAAUAAAAAACGUGUUACAUUAAAGAAAAGAACAUCAAUAGAGAAUCCUACUUUAGAACAGCCGAAUGAAUACACUUGUCAAUUAGUGGCUCAUGCUUUAUCUUUACCAAAAGAUGAUUUAAUACUUACAACAAGCAAUGAACAACAACAAAAAUCAUUUCAUUUACAUUCAUCCCCUUUAUUAAAAUCAUCUUUAAAGACUCCAAGAUCUGCUUCUGCUCCUUGUUCACCUACAACGGGUAUCAAAUCUGUUCAUUUUAAUAAUAAAAAUCUGGAGGAUAUUUGUUUAUUUAGAAAGGCUCAAACUCCAUUAUCUGUUAGAAGAAAGAGUAUAUUUUGGGCAAAUGAAAGUGAUGAGAGUGACGAUGAUGAAGAAGAAGACGAGGAACGAUUUGAAACAUCUUUAGUAUUUGCAAAUUGGCCUACUCGACUUGCUGAUAUUAUUGAUCGAAAGAAUAAAGUGAUAAGAGUUGAUAAAAAUUUGAUUAAAUUAGAUCAUCAAAAUUCAAUUACUGGUAAAAUAUCUGUUCGUAAUCUAAGUUAUCAAAAGCGAGUGACGAUUCGAUAUAGUUUUGAUUUCUGGAAGACAACUCAUAAUAAAGAAGCCAUCUUUUAUGAAAGUCAUAAAGCUUAUGAUAUCUUUACUUUUGAUAUUGACAUUCCUAAUAACACAACAACAACAGCUACUACUACUACUACUACUACUACAGCUACAGCUACUACUACUACGACUACUACGCUUUAUUUCGCUGUCAAUUAUAAAGUGGGUUCUGAAGAAUUCUGGGACAAUAACGAUGGAAGAAAUUAUGAAUUAAAGAUCAAUAGAAAAUUAAAAAAGAAAAAUAACGAGUUUACUACUGAAGAUAAUAAUUAUAAAUUAUUAAAAUCAAGAUACGAUUUUAGUCAAUCUUUUCAACAAAGUAGUCAAUCAUCUACUACUAUACCUAUUUUAUCACCUUCUCCUUUAACUACCUCAAGAUAUAAUAAUACCGUCAUAAAGCCUGCAUCUAUUCCUACAAGUAAUCCUUUCUCUUGUCAUUCACCCUUAACUACGACUACGACUACGACUACUUCUACUUCUCCUUCUCUUGCUGAUUUAAAUUCUCAAUCUUAUAUGGAACUUGUAAAUAAGUAUUGCUUUUAUUCUACAAGUCCAAGUAGAUCUCCCAUGUCUAUUAACAUUUAA
Cokeromyces recurvatus is the source of this 1197-nucleotide messenger RNA. RefSeq names its product putative phosphatase regulatory subunit-domain-containing protein. The transcript has a single exon. NCBI's taxonomy places the organism in Eukaryota, Fungi, Mucoromycota, Mucoromycetes, Mucorales, Mucoraceae. Gene Ontology annotation, biological process: regulation of glycogen biosynthetic process. Gene Ontology annotation, molecular function: glycogen binding; protein phosphatase 1 binding. The coding region runs from base 1 to 1197 and encodes 398 amino acids. The record is from RefSeq and is a predicted model, not a curated record. Gene Ontology annotation, cellular component: protein phosphatase type 1 complex.